AAUGUGCUCAGCCUAUUAUUGUUUUACUGGUCUUGUUUCUUCAUGCAUUGGAUGCUAAAUAUACAUCAUGUCAGGCUCAAGACACCUAUGGUUUCAAUAGUUUAUAUAAAGCUGGAGACAUCAUGUUAGGAGGAAUAUUUGCUGUCCAUUUUGAAUUACAGGCACCAGAAAUGUUAUUCAGAUCUAAACCUCUGCAGUGGAAGUGUGAUAGUUUUGAUAUCCUGCUUUUUCAAAGACCACAGACCAUGGCAUUUGCUAUUGAAGAAAUAAACCGAGAUCAAUCCCUUCUCCCAAACAUAACACUUGGAUACAGAAUACUUGACAACUGCAUGAACCUACAGGUGUCUCUGAGAGCAGCAGUAUCUCUGAUAGCCGGACAGGGUGACACCGUAAAUGACAAUAACUGUACAGGACCUCCACCAGUUGUGGCUGUUAUAGGAGAGCCCUUAUCCUCAUAUUCAAUUGCCGUGGCGCGGCUGCUAGGCCUCUUCAGUGUCCCUCAGGUCAGUUAUUGUGCUUCAAGCCCAUUACUAAGCAACAAAAGAGAGUUUCCUUCAUUUUUUAGGACAGUUCCAAGUGAAGCCUUUCAAGUGAUCCCUAAAAUAAUUCAAUAUUUUGGAUGGACCUGGGUAGGUGCUAUAGGAAGUGAUGAUGACUAUGGUGUGUAUGCACUAAAGAGUUUUAGUGAAGAACAUAAGAAAUUUGGCUGCAUUGCUUUUUCAGAAGCUAUUAAUGUCAAUGACAAAUCAAAUCUGAAACGUGCAGUAAAGGUGGUACAACAAUCUAGUGCAAAAGUUAUUGUUGUGUUUCUAACCAAGUUGGAUGCAAGUACUUUAAUAAAUGAAAUUGCUCAUCAAAACAUCACUGGAAAACAAUGGAUAGCAAGCGAUUCAUGGAGUGCUUUCGCUGCAUUAGCCAGCAAUGAAAACUUCAAAUAUUUUGGAGGCACCAUUGGUGUCACAGCAAGAAGAGGGGUCAUCCCUGGACUGGAGCAAUAUCUGCUUCAAGCAAAACCUGAUUAUGAUCAAAAUAAUAAUUUACUAAAGCAGUUCUGGGAAAAAAUAUUUGGUUGCAAGUUUAAUAUAAAUGAUACAGCAACAAAGUAUACUAUGGAAAACAGUAAAGAAUGUACAGGCUUAGAGGAUCUAAAGAGCACCAAAACGGAAUACAGCGAUGUGUCUCAGUUAAGAGCUACCUACAACGUGUAUAAGGCAGUUUAUGCCGUAGCACAAGCUCUGCACAACCUCAACAACUGUGAACAUGGCAAAGGCCCAUUUGAAGGAAACACGUGUGCAGAUAUCACAAGCGUGAAACCCUGGCAGCUUCUGCACUACCUAAAGGAAACAAAUUUCACUGUUCAUUUAGGAGAAAGAGUGACAUUUGAUGAAAAUGGAGAUGCCCUUCCUGUGUUUGACAUUGUAAAUUGGCAACAAACUCCUGACAAAAUGGUGAUUAGCAAAACUAUUGGUGUGUUUGAUCAAUUCACUAGUUCUGGACAACAACUUGUAAUCAAUAAAGAUGAUAUCUUUUGGAAUUUCAACUCAGGAACAGCUCCUGAGUCAGUCUGCAGUAAAAGUUGUCAACCAGGUAGCAGAAAGGCUCACAGGAAAGGAGAGCCAACAUGUUGUUUUGACUGCCUUCCAUGUGCAGACGGAGAGAUCAGCAGUCAUUUAGAUUCCACAGAAUGCUUCAUUUGCCCUCCUGACUCCUGGUCUAACCAAAAAAGAAACAAAUGUAUAUUAAAAGAAGUUGAGUUCUUAUCUUACGACGAUGCAAUGGGAAUUACUUUAACUACAACUACUUUAUUGGGUGUCUGUUCAUCAGUUGUUGUUUUAGCCAUCUUCAUUUAUUUUCGAAACACCCCUGUCGUAAAAGCAAACAAUUCUGAACUAAGUUUUCUUUUGCUCGUGUCACUGACGCUGUGCUUCCUUUGCUCAUUGUGUUUCAUUGGUGAACCCACCCACUGGUCAUGUAGGCUGAGACAUGUUGCUUUUGGAAUCAGCUUUGUUUUGUCCAUUUCUUGUAUUCUUGUAAAAACUAUUGUGGUGAUAAUGGCAUUUAAAGCUACAAAGCCAGGGAAGAGUGUAAUGAAAUGGUUUGGAGCAACCCAGCAGAGAGGCACUGUCUUUUUCUUUACUUUCAUUCAGGCUUUAAUAUGCAUUAUAUGGUUGACAACGGCCCCACCUUUCCCAAAUAAAAACACCAAGUACCAAAAUGCAAAAAUAAUAUUUGAGUGUGACAUUGGAUCAGUGGCAGGCUUUAGCUGUCUGCUGGGAUACAUUGGACUAUUGGCGUGUAUUUCUUUUCUGCUAGCCUUUAUCGCAAGAAGUCUACCAGACACCUUCAAUGAAGCUAAAUUCAUCACAUUCAGCAUGCUCAUCUUCUGCGCAGUCUGGAUAACAUUCAUCCCAGCUUAUAUCAGUUCACCAGGGAAGCACACAGUGGCUGUCGAGAUUUUUGCCAUCUUGGCUUCAAGUUUCGGCCUCCUUUUUGCAAUUUUUGUUCCAAAAUGUUACAUAAUUCUGCUUAGACCAGAGAGAAACACUAAAAAAGCUCUGAUGGGCAAAGAUAUUGCGAAAAAUAAGUGAUAUAAAAAGCCUAAAUAUGAAAUUUGACCUAUGGGUUUAUUAGUUGAAGAAAAUUGUUCAAAUUGUGUUCAUUACAGCUCUAUACUUUUUAGAGGAGCCAUUAAUUAUUAUUUCUACACAAGCACAUACAUUCUGGUGCUGCUGGUUUGCAGUAGUUAUAUGUGAUUACCUAUUAUUAUUAUUAUUAUUAUGCCUGUUUGUAAAAUGCAGUAUAAGAAAAAUGUUUGGAAUUAAGGAGAAUUAGGAAAUGCAUACGUUUUCUGAACAUAUAUUAGAUAAACCUCGUAGCAACUUUAUGCCCCCACUGAAUUAAAUUCAAUUCAACAUAUUUUCCCACAUAAGUGACUGCUCUAUCAGUGACAAGCGCUCCUGUAAAGACAAUGCUGUUUAAAAAAAGGCUUGUCUUUACCAAAGGACUGUGUCCAGCCACAACUGAGAGGGAGGAUGAAUAAGAUUAAAGAUCUGAGUGACUACAAGUGAAGCAUGACACAGGAGCUAACCUUACUGCAUUAGGAAUACAAGCCCUGCUUGGGGUUUUCACAAACACAAUUUAAAAAUAUCAAACCAUGCAAAUCAUCUACACAUCACUGCCUCUGUUUUUAAGGU
Molecule: messenger RNA, 3194 nt
Organism: Erpetoichthys calabaricus (reedfish)
Lineage: Eukaryota; Metazoa; Chordata; Cladistia; Polypteriformes; Polypteridae
Product: extracellular calcium-sensing receptor-like
Exons: 6
Coding region: 123-2588 (821 amino acids)
Biological process (GO): G protein-coupled receptor signaling pathway
Cellular component (GO): membrane
Molecular function (GO): G protein-coupled receptor activity
Source: RefSeq, a predicted model, not a curated record